GACAUGGAGGCGGAGGGGGCGGUGCAGCGGCCUGACUCACUGACCUUACAGGAUGUGGCCGUGGACUUCACCAAAGAUGAGUGGAGUUGCUUGGACCCGGCUCAGCGGGCCCUCUUCCGGAAUGUCAUGCUGGAGAAUUACAGGAACAUGGUUCUACUAGGACUUCCCGUUAACAAACCUGCCCUGCUGUCCCAGCUGGAGCAGGAGCAGGAGCAAGAGCAGGAGCAAGACGACAGAGAGGACUUGAAAGACGCUGUCACAGGGUGGAGCCUUUACGAAGCACCACUGGCAGAGAAAAGAAAAGAGGAGUAUGGGGAGGACCAGAUGGAGGAGACCCCUUCCCUUCACACCCUCACACCUGAAGUUCUUAGUGAGGCGCUCGGCUACUUAGACACUGCAAUGACUAUUUUCGAAAAGAAUGAUCCCAACUCCAAGCGCAGCUCUAAGGUCAAUGGAAUGAUUCUGAAUGCCGCUGCUUGCUACAGAGAAAUCUAUCAGGAGAAGCGGCCUUCAACCCAGACUCCCCUGGACAGUCCUUUGUAGGCGAUCUGGGCCAUCUGUGUAUAUUCUCCUCAGAGAGUGCUUUUAAAUAUAAGGAGUCCAAAAAGAUUGUGCCCGUGUUUAUGAUGACUUGACACUGAUAUUAACCAGCUCCCAAACCUUAGAUAUGAGUUGCGGUUUAUAUGUGCUGAAUUUAUAUUUUGGAGCAUAUCAGUUAAAUGAGGCUUUCCGUUUUAUAAGUACCUCCAUGCCAACUGUAUAGAACUUGGAGCCUACUUUUAGAAUAUUUGAGUAUUUUCUUUCAUGCUAUUUUAUUUAAAGUUGUGAUUUAGAUGAUGCUCUCUCUUGGGUCGGGAAUGUACCUUUAUUCAUUCAGGAAAUAUGAUCUGCUUUGAAACAUGAUUCUCAGGAAUACAUUGCAGUACAAAGGAGGAGAUAUUUGAAUUCAUAUAUUAAAUUUAUUUUCAAUCUGUAAGUUAUAACAAGACAGAUUAUAAGUCAUGCUAUUCUUUGACAUCGUAAUAUUUCCUUUCAAUUAAGUUUUUCCAUAACUUUUAUUCUUUUCCCUUUUGCCAGAUUUUGGCCAGGUGGCUAAAGACCAAUCUGUCUACUGAUAACAUCUAGCAUCUUCCUAAAUGUUGUCUCUGUACUCGAAUGUUCUGUUUCUUUACUUUUUUCCCAACUUGGCUUCCUCUUGGUGAUCCUUCCUGCUUCAUUUGGCUUCCAUUAUUUUCUAUGUCUACUUUGCCUUUGUGGCUGACAGGUUAAUGAAUUAACAACAAAAUCAUAGAAGCUCAUCAUAAAUGAGCCUUUUGGUUCAAGUGCUAAUAACAUGUUGCUAUCCUGGCCAAGGUAAGUGAAAUAGGUGACUCCCUCUUUUUGUACCUCUGAGCUUACUUGGUUGGAAAUCAAAUAGGAGUCAGCAAGUUCCCUUUUUGUAUGCUUUGCUUAUUUUCCUUAACUUUCAACAAAUUUAGCAGUGCUUGCACCAAGUAGCAGUGUUUUCCCACAAGAUCCAGAUUUGUUCAUUCAUUCAUUCAUUCAUUCACUUAUUUAGCAUGGCCAUAUUACUAGUAGAAAAAUGAGUCUAGAGUUCCCUUGGCUAGGAUAGCAUUCCUAGUCUCUGCCUCCCCAAGCUCUAAAAGUUAAUGGUAAUCAUUGUGGGGUCACCCAGUGACUUCAUGGCUUUAUGCACAAUUGUCUUAGUUAAUGUCUGAUGCAACUGGAACUACUAAAUUAAUUGCCCCCACCUCACUUUCACAAUAACAAAAGGAAAGGAACCUUCCUGAAUGAUCACGGGAUGCUGAAAGUUGUGGCAGCGUCGGGACUAGCUUAGGAGGAUUUCACUCCCCAUAAUCUUCAUUAACCUCCCUUUCCCAAAAUGAUCCCAAGAGAUUCUAUUAUAGUCCUAGUAAAAUCUCAAUGCUUACUAUGCUGACCCAGCUCCACCCCUUUCCCAUCAGAUUAUCAUACCUAAGUUCCACCUUUGUACAUAUUCUAGAGCUCCACUGGUUGUCUCCCACUUUUUCUCCAUAGAGUCCCAGAGCCAAACUCCUAUAUCAAUACUGGUAAAUUUUUUCAAGGCUAUCCUGAAUCUUGACUCCACCAAGAAAUAGGUCGUUAGUAAAGUCAACUUAUCACUGUCACAAGAAUAAACAUUAUAAACAUACUGGUCAACCAGCUCUAGACCAGAAAAAUCAAAGCUAUUUUCACAGAAGGAUGUCUUUAUAUCUAUUUAUAUUCAAUCCACAAAUAUUUUGUUAUUGUCUGCUGUGUAGUAAAGAAUUUAACCUUGCCCAAAGAGAAGUCUGGCCCUUGCUCCUGGCUCCUUGGCAUGCCAUGCCUGAUUGUUGUGUCUUUGUUUAGCAUGGAGGAUUUGGGUCACAUGGUAUCAGCUCAGCCUCCCGAGGAGCUGGAGUCAGCCAGGUUUAUGUGGCUGAGUCUCAGUAAAGACUCUGGAUAGGAAGGCUUGGGGGAACCACCUUGGUUGGCAGUGCUCCAUGGGUGUUGUCACCCAUGGUAGGAAGAUUUAACGCUGUCCAUGACUCCACAGGGAAAGGACAGCUGGAAACUAUGCUGGGAACUCUCCUGGACUCUGCCCCAUUAUUCUCUUCCCUUAGCUGAUUUUAGUCUGUAUCCUUUCCCUGUA
Messenger RNA from Choloepus didactylus (southern two-toed sloth), 2650 nucleotides. RefSeq names its product zinc finger protein 317-like. Gene Ontology annotation, biological process: regulation of DNA-templated transcription. The coding region runs from base 4 to 543 and encodes 179 amino acids. Lineage: Eukaryota; Metazoa; Chordata; Mammalia; Pilosa; Megalonychidae. The record is from RefSeq and is a predicted model, not a curated record. The transcript is spliced from 4 exons.